This is a messenger RNA of Angiostrongylus costaricensis, 2559 nucleotides long. The record is from the annotation of a GenBank genome assembly. NCBI's taxonomy places the organism in Eukaryota, Metazoa, Nematoda, Chromadorea, Rhabditida, Metastrongylidae.
AAAGGUGCACAAGUUUGGCACCGCCAUCCUGACCUUAUUUGGGUUCCCGGUGAAUUAGAAGAUGAUGUCACGUUCUCAACGCGGUCAAUUCGCAUACGAUUAGAAGAUGAUGAGGUUGUAGAACUGAAGAUAUCUUCUCCGAAUCAUCUUCCAUUUCUACGUAAUCCAACCAUACUAAUUGGAAAGGAUGACCUCACUGCACUUUCUUAUCUUCAUGAGCCUGCCGUCCUCCACAAUCUACAAGUGCGAUUCAUAGAUCGCGAAUGCAUCUACACAUAUUGUGGUAUAGUCUUAGUAGCCAUCAACCCUUACGCUGAAUGUCCUCACUUGUAUGGGGAGGAGGUUAUACAGGUCUACAAAGGUAUGGGUAAGCAAGUACGCGAACUUGAUCCUCAUAUCUAUUCUGUGGCUGAAGAAGCCUACAGUGAUUUGGUCGAGUUCAACAAAUGCCAAUCGAUUAUUGUGAGUGGUGAAUCUGGAGCUGGCAAAACCGUUUCUGCGAAAUUUGUGAUGAAGAAUGACAACUCCUCGCGUUUCGGCAGGUUUAUCCAGAUAAAUUUUAGUGAUAAGUUCACUAUUUCUGGUGCAGAAAUGAAGACAUACCUGCUCGAAAAAAGUCGCCUUGUUUUCCAGGCUCAACGGGAGCGCAACUACCACAUAUUUUAUCAGAUGUGUGCAGCUCGAGAACACCCGUUACUUCUUGACUUCUCACUAGGUAAUAAGGCGCUCGAUGUAUUGGGAUUUGACCAACAGAAACAAAGGGAUAUCUUUCGAAUACUGAAGGGUAUUCUUCUUCUUGGCAAUACAGAUUUCAAGGAACAUGGGAACGAAUGUGUGGUCUCGCCCGUGAGUGCAACUGAGAUAGCCCAGUUAAGCGAUGAUUACAAAAUUGAUGAAACUCAGUUACGGUUGUGGUUGACAACUAGAGAAAUCUGUGCCGCUGGAGAAAUUGUAAGAAUGGUGCUAGAACCUAAGGAGCAUGUGUUCAAACUGGAGCAAGAAGAGUAUGAACGUGAAGAGCUUUCUUGGGUUCGUAUUGAUUAUUACGACAACCAACCGGCAAUAGAUCUGAUAGAAGGAAGACCGGGACUUAUUGACUACCUCAAUGAGCAGUGCAAGGUGGUUAAUGGAUCAGAUUCUGGUUGGCUGAGUCAAAUGACAUCAUGUUCCACAUUGAAGAAAAACAGCCAACUGCAGAUGCCACGUAUAAAGAGUUCUAGAUUCAUAAUCAAACAUUUCGCGUCAGAUGUUGCAUACUCGAUUGAAGGUUUUGUGGAAAAAAACAAAGACGCUGUCAGUAAACAGUUGCUGGAGUUGGUAUUAACGACAAGGUUUUCUCUACUUCGUGAAGUUCUUGGGUCAAUGGCAAUAUUCGAAGAUACUGCACAUGGCAAGCAAAGUUGUAAGAAAACCGUUGCUGGUCAAUUCCGUGAUUCUCUGUGUGAUCUAAUGAAAGUGCUUUGUAGCACUCGGCCUCACUAUGUGCGCUGUAUCAAACCAAAUGAUGGCAAAGAGAAGUUUUAUUUCGAACCAAAACGCGCCAUAGAACAGCUGCGAGCUUGUGGAGUAUUGGAAACUGUUCGCAUCUCUGCUGCAGGAUUCCCAACAAGAUGGACGUACGAGGAAUUCGCUCGUCGUUACCGUGUCCUGUACAUUGAGAGUAAAUCUCUGUGGCGUGAUAAGCCGAGAAUUUUCGCCGAGCGAGCUUGUCAUAAACACCUUGGAGAGGGUCGAUUCGCACUUGGAAGGACGAAAGUCUUUUUUCGAACUGGCGAAGUCGCGUUGUUAGAACGUGUCCGUGUUGAAAUCUUAAGUUCAUCGGCUAUAAUGAUACAAUCAUGUUGGCGUCGGUAUGUUGCGAGGGCGAAAUAUUUGACUCUGAGAAGAAGCCUCCUUACAAUUCAGGCAGCUACUAAAGCUUUUAUUGCUGUCAGACGACUGUUCUAUCUGCAAAUGCAUCGAGCCGUUAUUGUCAUUCAGACGUGUUUCCGGUAUGAUUUAUAUGAUUUACAGCCUGCUUCAGCACAUUCCACCUUUAGAACUUCUCGCUAUGUUUGUGAAAGCCAAUAUCGUAAACUUCGCAAUACCGCCGUGCUGAUCCAAGCUCAUUAUCGUGGCUUUAAAGUUCGAGCCUUCGUCAAAAUGGUUAGUACAACCUUAUCACAACUGGUGGCACAGCUGGAAGUUUCUUCUCCUUAUUGUUUUAUGAGCGUUUCUUCCAUCGUAAUUCAGAUGCGCUAUGAGAGCUCAGCAAUCACCAUUCAAAGAUACUGGCGUGGAUACUUGGUCCGUCGGGAGGAAAUCAGACAGCGGAAGAGAAUCGUGCUUGUCCAAUGUUGCGUCCGACGAUGGCUUGCGAAAAGGCGUCUUCGUGAACUUAAGGUUUUUUCUAGAAUAUAUUGUUACAGCAAGGUACUUUUCUCACUAGUACGUUAUGUAACCCAUUCGUGCUUUGUGUUGUAUAAGAUAAAACAGUCUGGUUAUGAAGAUACUGAUUUUCACAUCCCUCUCGGGUCGGGAAUAAUGUUCAUGCAGGCUUUAAAACGUUCUAUGCUAUGA